Messenger RNA from Hippopotamus amphibius kiboko, 963 nucleotides. Its product is annotated as olfactory receptor 2AT4-like. Gene Ontology annotation, cellular component: membrane. Gene Ontology annotation, biological process: G protein-coupled receptor signaling pathway. The transcript has a single exon. Gene Ontology annotation, molecular function: olfactory receptor activity; G protein-coupled receptor activity. Bases 1 to 963 code for a protein of 320 amino acids. NCBI's taxonomy places the organism in Eukaryota, Metazoa, Chordata, Mammalia, Artiodactyla, Hippopotamidae. The record is from RefSeq and is a predicted model, not a curated record.
AUGGAGACCAUAGCCUGUAACAGAUCAGAGGACUCGUCAACCAUCUUCUACCUUAUGGGCAUCCCUUCUCUGCCAAAAUCCCUCUUCCUUCCUAUUUUCUUCAUCUUUUUUCUCCUUUACCUGCUCAUCCUGGUGGGAAAUGCCCUGAUCCUAGUGUCUGUGGUGGCAGAGCCCAGCCUCCACAAACCCAUGUACUUCUUCUUGAUCAACCUCUCAGCCCUAGACAUAAUUUUCACAACUACCGUCCCCAAGAUGCUGUCCCUAUUCUUGCUUGGGGACCAUUACCUCAACUUCUCUGCCUGCUUCCUGCAGAUGUACCUUUUCCACAGCUUCUCCUGCUCUGAAGCCUUCAUCCUGGUGGUCAUGGCCUAUGACCGCUAUGUGGCUAUCUGCCGCCCGCUGCACUACCCUGUCCUCAUGACCCCACGGACCAAUGCUGCACUGGCAGCCAGUGCCUGGCUCACCGCCCUCCUUCUGCCCAUCCCAGCAGUGCUGCAAACCUCCCACAUGGCUUUUGACAACACUGCUCACAUCUACCACUGCUUCUGUGACCACUUGGCUGUGGUCCAGGUCUCCUGCUCUGACACCACCCCCCAGACCUUCAUGGGCUUCUGCAUCGCCAUGGUGGUGUCCUUCCUGCCCCUUCUCCUGGUGCUUCUCUCCUAUGCCCACAUCCUGGCCUCGGUGCUUCACAUCAGCUCCCGAGAAGGACGCUCGAAAGCCUUCUCUACCUGCAGCUCCCACCUCCUGGUGGUUGGUACCUACUACUCAUCCAUUGCUGUAGCCUACGUGGCCUACAGGGCUGACCUGCCCCUCGACUUCCACAUCAUGGGCAAUGUGGUGUUCUCCAUUCUCACCCCUGUCCUCAACCCUCUCAUCUACAUGCUGAGGAACAGGGAUGUCAAAGCAGCCAUCACCAAGAUGGCAUGUCCCUGGGGCCCAAAGAAUGCUGGGGAACCCUGA